This is a messenger RNA of Eucalyptus grandis, 1287 nucleotides long. RefSeq names its product soluble inorganic pyrophosphatase 6, chloroplastic. The record is from RefSeq and is a predicted model, not a curated record. The coding region runs from base 1 to 1077 and encodes 358 amino acids. Gene Ontology annotation, biological process: phosphate-containing compound metabolic process. Gene Ontology annotation, molecular function: inorganic diphosphate phosphatase activity; magnesium ion binding. The transcript is spliced from 7 exons. Lineage: Eukaryota; Viridiplantae; Streptophyta; Magnoliopsida; Myrtales; Myrtaceae. Gene Ontology annotation, cellular component: cytoplasm.
AUGGCGGCGCACCAACCUCCACCAGUCGCUCUACGGCGAGCACUAUUUGUUUCUGUGGCUCACUCGACACUCCUCCAAAGCACGCUCUCCCAAUCACCAUCCGCCGUCGCCGUCGCCGUCGCCGUCCGCCGUCAGCAGCCGGAAAGCAGAGCGCCUCCGACGGGCCAUGGCGACCGUCAGAGUCAUCCCGGCAGCCGCCGCCACCACCAGCUGCCUGCUCUCCAGGACGCCGCGCUCGCUCAAGCGGGGGGCCCUGGGCGGCGGCGGCGCCGGGCUGCGUCUCUUCAGGCGGCCCGCCGCCGCCGCGCCCCGCUGCCGUCGUCGUCCAGGAGGUCGUUCGCUUGCAGGGCCAUCUACAGGCCUCAGGUCAAGGUCAAGGAGGAGGGCAAGCCCGAGACGCUCGAUUACCGUGUCUUCCUCGUCGAGGAUUCCGGCAAGAAGAUAUCCCCAUGGCAUGAUAUACCGUUGCAACUGGGCGAUGGGGUUUUCAACUUUGUAGUUGAAAUACCCAAGGAGUCCAGUGCAAAGAUGGAAGUUGCCACGGAUGAGCCAUUCACUCCCAUCAAGCAGGACACUAAGAAGGGAAAUCUUCGAUAUUAUCCCUACAAUAUCCACUGGAAUUAUGGAUUGCUUCCACAAACAUGGGAAGACCCAUCUUUUGCUAACUCUGAAGUUGAAGGGGCAUUUGGUGAUAAUGAUCCAGUUGAUGUUGUUGAGAUUGGUGAAAGUCGGAGACAGAUUGGUGAGAUUUUGAAGGUCAAGCCCUUGGCUGCAUUAGCUAUGAUUGAUGAGGGGGAACUUGACUGGAAAAUAAUAGCAGUUUCCCUGGAUGAUCCUAAGGCCUCCCUCGUAAAUGAUAUAGAUGAUGUUGAGAAGCAUUUCCCGGGUACUCUAACUGCAAUCAGGGACUGGUUUCGUGACUACAAAAUUCCUGAUGGCAAGCCAGCCAAUAAGUUUGGUCUUGGAAACAAGCCAGCUGAUAAGGCUUAUGCUCUGAAGGUUAUCAGUGAGACAAAUGAAUCUUGGACCAAACUUGUGAAGAGAUCAAUUCCGCCGGGUGAACUGUCUCUUGUGUAAUGUUGAUCAUUGAUUUCCCGCAUGCACACUUAAGACAUAUCAAUUUUUCCCCCAUUAUAGAGCUGGAAAUGACCUCUAGAGAUGCGAUUUGCCAGUAGUUUGUACUCUAAGAUGACAUUUACCUCUGUGUAUCUUAGGCAUCAUUAUUAUUUCCGCUCAUUUGUGUGAGAUUAUUUAUCAUAUGAAAAUAAAACUUUCGUUUAGUAUAUA